CCCAAUCAUUUUUCACUCCGAUUUUCCAUUUCUUCGGUGGCUAAAAGUUAGGGUUUGCGUUAGGGUUUCACAGAACCUCGAAUCUUAUCUGCAAAGGAACAAUGGCAAUGAGGAACUUCUACAACGAGAUCAGAGGCUUGAAGGUGAAGGAACUCCCUGCACACGUCAAGCCCAUGUUCACAAUCGACUACAUCAAGAAAUCGAUCAACAAAGGGUUGGAUAACUACCAUGCCAAGUACAUCCAGACUAGCUCCAUUGACCCUCUCUUGCAUAUCUGCUACGGUGGCAUAAUCUUCUCCUACCUCGUCGCUCUUCCCGAGGAACGCCGCCAUCUCGAGCAUCAGCAGCACGCCAAAGAGCACGGCGGAUCCGGACAUUGAUCUGAUCUGGUGUGGGUUCAGAAAUAAUGAGCCUCCUGGAGAUCGGUUUGGUGACAAUUGGUGUUCUUUUUGUUUUCUGGUUUUAAUCUCUAGAUACUAUGGACAGGAAGAUGCCUUGUGUUGUUUAACACAUGGCAGCAAUCGAUGAUGGAAUAAAGCCCUGGGUCACCAUGAGCAUUGUACCUUUUUUUUCCUUUAUGAUACUGCUGUCCAAUGAUUGGCAACAGGAAAAGACCGUUUGUUUUAUUUGAAUUCUAAGUUCUGCUGAUGAAUGAAGAUGUCAUAUUCACAUGAAA
This is a messenger RNA of Vitis riparia (riverbank grape), 676 nucleotides long. RefSeq lists its product as uncharacterized. The transcript has 2 exons. The record is from RefSeq and is a predicted model, not a curated record. Lineage: Eukaryota; Viridiplantae; Streptophyta; Magnoliopsida; Vitales; Vitaceae. Bases 102 to 380 code for a protein of 92 amino acids.